AUGUUUUCAUCAAAGUAACAAAGAAACAUAUUAUUGAUUUAAGAGAAAGGGUAUGAAAUUAUUUCAUAAAUGGAGUAAUAAGGUACACAAUCAAUUAAUUAUAUCGCAAAAUAUAGUGGGAAUACAAAUGAACAAGUUAUCAUAAAAUAAUACGAUUAAAUAAAAAUUGAUGAAAUAGAAGUGCUGAAAAAAAUUCAUAAAGCACAAAUUGAUGAUAAGUCUAAAAACAAACAUAUUAUUAAAAUACUUGGAAUUUAAGAUUGUUCAUAAUAAAAAGAAUAGAAAAACUUUUUAACUGUAAUAGAAUAAGGUAAAAAUAAUUUAACACAUUUGAUUAAUAGUAAUAUAUCUUUUAAAUUAUUUUAGAAAUUUAAACUCUUUAAAUAAGUAAAUUAAAUUAUAUUAUUAGAUGAUUAAAGGAGUUAAGGAAUUACAUGCUUUAGGCUAUGUUCAUCGAGAUUUGAAAUUAGAGAACUUUGUAUAUUUUGAAAAUAAAAAUAAAAGUUAUAAAGUCAAAUUGAUAGACUUUGGUUUAGCUAAAAAAGGCUCCACAAGAUUAAAAACAAUAUAAGUAGGGACUUGGAAUUACAUGUCACCUGAAGUUAUGAUAGGAGAGGGUAACUACGAUAAUACUGCUGAUGUUUGGAGUCUAGGAAUCAUACUCUUUUAAAUGUUAACAGCAGAAUCAUUAUUAAAAGGUUUUAAUUUAAUUAUAUGUAGCUAAAAAUACAAAAGAAUUAAUAACUCAGAUGAAUGCUUUAACAUAGGAGUAGAUAGAUAUGAAAAUAGAUCAAAUCAAUUGUAUGCAGCCAUCAGAAAAGGAAAUAAUUAAGUCUCUGUUAUAAAAAGAUAGUAAAAACAGAUGCAAUUUGGAAAUAAUACUAAAGAAAAUAGAUUAACAUUUAAAGGCAAUUAAGGAGUAAGAAUAAAAAGAAAUAUAUUAAUUUAAAGAUCAAUAAUAAUUAAUAAUAGAUUCUAUAUAAUGCACAAUUAAGAAUAUCAUUUAAUUUCUAACUGAAAAAUAACCAAUAAUAAAUCAAAUUAAUUUAUAAAAUCAAAAAAAAUAAGAAUUGUUAACUUACAUUAAUAAUGAAUUUUCGAAAUAUGAAAAGAUUUUAUUAAAAAAUUAAUAAAGAUAUAAAACGAUAUUUUAAGCAUAAAUAAAGGAAAUGCUAAAAAACAAUGAUAAUGAACUAUCUUAAGAAUAUUAAUAAUAUAAUAAUGACUAGAAACUUAUAAUUGAUAGAAUCAUGUAAGAAUAAAGUUAACUAGAAUAGUUUGUCAAAGAAAAAGAAUAAGAAGAUAGAAUCAAAAUAGAAUCAGAAUAGAAAUUGAAAUUAGAAUAAGAGUAGAUAUUAACAAAAGAAAAAGAAUAUUAUCAAUCUUAAUUAAAACUACUUAAAUAGUAAUUAAAUUAAUAAUCUCCUUAGAUUUAAUAAAUAUAACACCAAAUUGAUUUUUAUCAGAGAAUAGAAAUUUAAAUUUAAUGUGAAGACAAUAUCCAAGAUAUGAUUAAAAAUCAUGAACAAAUAACAUAAGAUAUCUACACUUUAGAAUUUUAGGAAAAAAUAAUUUAGAAAUGCGAAUCCUUACAACAAUAAAUUAACUCUUAUUAAUCAUGUAUUAGCUAGCUUAAAGAAAUUUAAUAAGCUUAAAUUCGACUCAAUACUUAAAUUGGAUAGGAAAAUAAAUGUAUUUAAUAAAUUGAUAUAGAAUAUUUGGAUUAACAUAUGUAAUAAAUUGAGGAAAUAAACGAAAAAUUAAUUGAUCAUUAGGAUAAAUAUAAGUAAUUAUCUAAGAAUUAAAAAUAUACAAAUUAAAUAACAUAAAUAAUUGACAGAUAGGACAAGCUUUUGGUUACUUAGAUGAUCUAAAAUUAUUGCUAUCUUAAAGUACGUUUGUAUCUUUUUAAAAAUACACUCAAAUAAAUUAAUAGAUAGAGCAAUCAUUAAGGAGCUUUGAAAAAUAAUAUUAUUAAAUUCAUGAAUAAAUUUACCAGGAUUUGUAAUUUGAGGAAAAAAAUGAAGAAAAAAUUAAAAAACUAGAAGUGACAAAAGAUUAAUUAAAUAAUUUUAUUAUAAAAAUGAAUCAAAUAAAAGAUUAUGGGAAAAAUCUAAUCAAUAAUCAAUAUUGCAAUAAUUAAAAAACUUAGAAUUUAAUUUAUAUUAAGUUAACAAACAUUGAUUAAAAUAUAGUGGAAUAAUAAGAGCAAUUUGAUAAAUUUACUUAGGUGAAUUAAUUAGAUUCUUGCGAAAAUAUUAUUAACUAAAUAAAAUAAUUAGAAGAUUUUUACGGAAAGUUAAAGGAAGUAGAACUUAAUGAAAUAGAAUCUUUAAACCAAUUAGAGUUAAUCAUUAAAAAUGUAGGAGAAGAAACUAAAUGUGAAUAAUAAAAAGAAAUUCAUACUUUAAAUAAUCAAAUAUAAAAUAGAUAUACGGAAUAUAAAAAGGCUCUGUAAUUAAUCAAAUUUGAAUUUGAAAGGGUUGAGUUUUAUUAAUAAAUGAAUGAAAAUAAAGAAAAUCUCCAAAAAGAAUUGGAAUAAGAAAUCAGCAUUUUGAAUUAGUAUUCAUAGAUUAAAUCUGAAAACAUGCAACUAUUGGAAAUAGAAUUAUAAUAAAAGAAAACAAAAAAAGGAAAGUAAUAACAAUUAACUCAAAAUAUACUCAAUAGAUUCCAAUACACUUGUCAAUAAAAAGGAUAGAAGUUAGAUGAUAUAAUUAAAAAAGUUGCUCAAAAAUAAUAAGAAAUAAAUUUUUGCUUAAUGGAUGAAAAUCUAAUUAAGAAUUAUGAAUAUUUAAAAAUGUAAGAAGAGCAAUUAUCAAUAGAAUUAACUUUAAUAAAUUAAAAAAACAUAUCUAACUAAUAAUUAAACCCUUAAUAAUUAAAUGAAUAAUUAAAAGAAGAUAUUCUAAAAGUCUUUGCUGAUAUUGAUAAAUUAAUGAAGAAAAUUCCAGAAAAAGAUGAAAUAGAAAAGUUCAACAAUGCUUUUCUUUAAAAUUUAGAAUCAUACUAGGAAAUUUAAGCUUUAAUUAAUUAUAUAAAAUAAUAUCACUUAACAAGAUAUUAUGAAAGAAUCAAAGAAAAUGCAAAUUAAUAAAACUCAAAACAAUAGAAUAAUAUAGAAAGCGACUAUUAAAAGUAAUUCUAAUCUAAAUUAUACAAGGAAUUAGAAGAAUACACAAAAUAAGAGAAAGAAGCUUAAGAUAUAUUCUUAAGAUAUGAAAAUAUUUUAUUUAAAAACUACAAUAAGAUGAAGACUGAAGCAAUGGAGGAAGAUAAAAUAUUAAUAGAAAAAAAGAUUGUAGAGGUGGAAAAUUAUAUUAAAUGUUCAGAAAGUGUGUCGUUUAAAGCUAAAUUCAAAGAUUAAAACAAAAUUAAAGAGAUCUUUAACGUCAAAUAAUAUUAUAAAAUAAUUGAGUUUACAUAAAUGCUGAUAUUUAAAAUAAUAAUUAAGAAUCAUGAUUGA
Molecule: messenger RNA, 3466 nt
Organism: Paramecium octaurelia
Lineage: Eukaryota; Ciliophora; Oligohymenophorea; Peniculida; Parameciidae
Source: the annotation of a GenBank genome assembly